Messenger RNA from Ilyonectria robusta, 2807 nucleotides. Its product is annotated as putative transcription initiation factor TFIID 100Kda. Gene Ontology annotation, cellular component: transcription factor TFIID complex. Gene Ontology annotation, molecular function: RNA polymerase II general transcription initiation factor activity; protein binding. The transcript has 4 exons. Bases 263 to 2410 code for a protein of 715 amino acids. The record is from RefSeq and is a predicted model, not a curated record. NCBI's taxonomy places the organism in Eukaryota, Fungi, Ascomycota, Sordariomycetes, Hypocreales, Nectriaceae. Gene Ontology annotation, biological process: transcription initiation at RNA polymerase II promoter.
AUCGUCUGCUGUUGUGCGCCACCGCACUUCACCGCUGCACCUGGGGAACUGGAUGAAGGUCGCGUGAGGCUUCUAUAAAGUGCGGCCUAGUCGUUCCGAAAAUCAAGCGAGAGCGAGACCUUCUCUUUACAUCUUUCUCUUGGAAGCACCGAUCUUCGGUUGAGUACUAGUACACCUUGACUUGCUCUCCCACCUUACCCAGGCAACCCCAUUGCUUGACACCACCGCGCAUGGCCCAGGCCUGGAGCCAUCCUCAGCCAAGAUGACCACCAAGAGCGCCCCCGAAAAGGUUACCGAUUACCUUCUCAAGAGAGGUUUCAACCGAACAGAGGAGGUUUUCCGCCAGGAGUCGAAACACCUUGGACCCGAUGGUAAGCCCAUCCAGCAACUCGCCAAUAUGGGUCCCAAGAAGUACGCCAAGGCGUUCAACCUCUUACGGGAAUGGGUGGGCAACAACUUGGAUCUAUACAAGUUUGAACUCUCAAAACUUCUCUGGCCCAUGUUCGUUUAUUCGUUCUUGGAACUCGUCAGCCAAGCAUACGCAGAGGAUGCCAAGACCUUCCUUCGGGACAUCGGUGUCCAUUUCCAGCCAGUCCACGCGGACGACCUGAAGACGUUUGCGACGGUUACUCUUCCCCAGCACAUUGCUGAGAACUCCAUUACGAAGCUCUAUAGAGAGAACAAGUAUCGUAUUCCCCUGAACCAACAUGCCACUGGCGAUCUCUUCAACUUCCUGGAGAGGGAGUCCGAGCAGGGUGGUUCCGUUAUCCGGCAGCUUUUGGUCAACUACUGCCAAGUUGACUCAACGGCUAGAGGGCCCAUUACCCCUUUCAGCUUCGAGGCCGUCUAUAGGAAGUCGAGGAACAUGGAGAUUGAGGAGGUUGACACCAACGAGGGUAUCCCUGGCGUGAACAUUGGCUUGUCCAAUAAGGAUAUUCUAGACCCAGCCGCGCCACUUAAGCUUGGUCCUCUGCCCAUGGAUAUGGACCUUCGGGAAGAUGUGCGAGCCGAGAUUGAGGACGAGGAGCGUCGAAAGCCGCCACCUGCAGGCAAGAAUAGCAUGCUUGAUGAGUUCGACCAGAAGAUCAAGCGCGAGGACAGCGCCGACGUGCCCAACAGGGCCGAGCUUCCGCUGCCUCCCUCGCGACCUCGAGAUAUUAUGCUGGAGAUGCAGAAGGUGCGAGAAAACCGUGAUCGGUUCAAGAUUGAUGGCCAAACUGGAGGCGUGGGACUUCCCAUUAGCGCAUGCAUGUUUACGUUCCACAACAGUCUUGGAAGUAUUUCUUGCAUGGAUUUCUCCAACGACGGCCAGAUGGUGGCGGCCGGUACGACGGAAUCAUACAUUCGGGUCUGGUCUCUUGACGGCAAGGCCCUCCCUACGAUGAAUGCGCAUGAGAAAGAUUCCAAGUUCAACAGCCGCAAACUAAUUGGACAUUCAGCACCAGUCUAUGAUGUGUCAUUCUCGGAUGCCGUGUCUGGUCCCCCUCAGAAACUGUUUGGAGACGAAGGCAAGCCCAACCCGGCGAUUGAUACGAAGCCCAAACUUCUCCUCUCAUCUUCCGCCGAUGGCCAGAUUCGCCUCUGGUCUCUGGAGUCCUGGAGCUGUCUCUGCCUCUACAAGUCCCACGACGGACCCGCCUUCAGAUCGGCCUGGGGCCCUCAUGGACACUACUUUAUCAGCGGCGGCUACGACAAGGCCGUCCGAGUCUGGAUGCAGGACCACGCCUCGCCGCAGCGACUACUGGUCGGACACGACACGGCUAUUUCGGCACUCGCGUGGCACCCUAACGGCAUGUAUGUCUUCUCUGCCUCUGACGAAACCGACAAGUCGAUCCGGAUGUGGUCUGUGGUGUCUGGUUCCUGCGUGCGAGUCUUCACUGGCCACAACGACUACAUCAGCGCUAUGGAGUGCGCACCCAACGGAAAGAUCCUGGCCAGUGCUGACUGCGCGGGCAACAUCUUCUUCUGGGAUCUCACCAAGGGAACCAGGAUCAAGCGGUCCCGCGGCCAUGGAAAGGGUGGCAUCUGGUCCCUGAGCUUCAGCGUUGAGUCCAACGUGCUCGCGUCUGGAGGUCAAGACGGAACAGUGCGACUAUGGGAUGUCGAGCUACCUGCUGAUCCCCAGAAGGCUACUCAACAGCAAGCUGGGCUCGAUGCGGCCAUGGCUGGAACUGAUGGAGCAAACCCUGGCACUACAGCGGGUGAUGCAUCGCGGGCUACGGGUAGUGCGCCUGGACAGGCUGGGGCCGCUGGGGCCAGUAGCGGAACGCACAAGAAGAAGAACAAAGAGGUGAUGAUCACACCCGACCAGAUCAGCGCAUUCCCGACCAAGAAGACGCCGGUGAUGAAGGUCAAGUUUACCCGAAUGAACCUGGUGAUAGUCGGAGGCUGCUAUGAUCCCGAGCGUUAGGAGGCCGGUUCAAACAGCAUGCCAGGCCCCGAAAAGGAGAGCUUUACAAAAGAGAUGCUCAGCAAAAUCGGGCGAGCUAAGAAGUCGCGAGCAAAAGCAGUGGUCAACGGGCAUGACUGACAAAUGCCAUUGCCUGUCUGCCUGUGACUCAAAGCUAGCAGAGAAAAGCCAGCAUUGGAUGCAAUUACAGGAGUUGCGGGCUGAAACGGAGAGCACACCCACACGCUGGGGCCCCAAUGGAAUGGGUGAUAGGGGAGCUCAAGAGGUGCCAUGUUCGUUUUGCUAGUUGACGCCUGGGUUUAGUUUACGGGGAGCUGCAUACCAAAUAAGUUGUAUAUUAACAGGCCACAAAUGGGGAGGUCUCUAAAAUAGCACCCUUCCGAGGAUCAAAUUUCUU